AUGCGGGUCUUUGGCAAGUCCAUAUCCCUCGGUGCGGCGGGCGCCCAGGAGAUCAAGGGCAAGAAGCUCACACUCGACAAUGACGACUUGCGACCCCUGAAAUUGGCCGAUCGGACAUGGACGCACCGAACCUAUUUCACCUUUUGGUUCAGCGCCGUCGCAACCGUGUCAAACUGGUAUGGCGCGUCGACUGGCCAGGCCCUCGGCCUUAGCAUGUGGGAGUCUGUCGCCUGUGCUCUGGGUGGUCAGAUGCUCAUAUCAAUCAUCAUGGCUCUCAACGGCCGUCCGGGAGCCACAUACCAUAUUGGAUUCCCCGUCUUCUGUCGGACUGCCUUUGGCGUCUACGGCGCGUGGUGGCCGACGUUCAACCGCGCCGUCUCUGCGGUGGUGUGGAAUGGGGUCAACAUGGUACAGGGUGGUCAGUGCAUCUAUGUGAUGCUUCAUGCCUUGACUCCCAGGAUAGCUGAUCUCCCCAACACGAUGGGCACCGGAUCUGCUUUGACGUCUGCUGGAAUGAUUGGCUUCGUUAUCUUCUGGCUCAUCACCUGCUUCUUCCUCGUCAUACCCAUACCAAAGCUGCGGAUCCUCGUCUACAUCAAGCUGGUUGUCUUUGCCGUCUCGGCAGUCGCCAUGGUGGCCUGGACAGCGACAAAGGCGGGUGGACUCGGGGCGGUAGUCUCCCAGCCAGCCGCCGCGACGGGCUCCACGCACACCUGGCUGGUUGUACGCUUCUUCCUCCUAGGAGCCGCCAACUGCGCCACUUUUGCCUCCAACGCCUCCGACUUUCAGCGAUACGCCCAGAAGAAGAACGACGUGCUGCUUGGGAACCUUUUUGGCUUCCCCAUGUCCAACCUGGUCGUCGCCAUCGCAGGCAACCUUGUGUGUGCAUCCAGCCAGCGCAUCUUUGGCGAACUGGUCUGGAACCCCAUCACGCUGCUCGACAUGCUCCAGACGGCAGAGUAUACGGCCGCAAACCGCGCGGGCUGCUUCUUCCUCGCCGCCAUGUUUGCGUACAGCUGCAUCUUUAGCAGUAUCUUUGAGAACUCUUUGCCAGCCGGCAAUGAUAUUGCUGCUCUUUUCCCCAAAUAUGUUACCGUCCGGAGGGGUUUCUUCAUCUGCGCUGUCAUUUCUUUUGCCAUCUGCCCUUGGUAUCUUUUGGGCUCUGCAAGCAUUUUCGUCUCAUUUCUGGCCUCGUACCAAGUCUUCCUCGCCACCAUCACCGGCAUCCUCCUGGUCAACUACUACCUCAUUGGGCGCGGUCACAUCUCCAUCCCAGACGCCUUCACGCCGUCCGAGAAGGGCGUGUACUACUACACGCACGGCUGGAACAUCCGCGCAUACAUUGCCUACAUCGCCGGCAUCAUCCCCAACUUCUACGGCUUCCUCAACAACAUGGGCGUGGCCGCUCCGCUGGGAAUCACGCGAUUCUACUACUUUGCCUACUGGGUCGGCCUGUUCAUCUCUGGCGGGGUUUUUUGGAUCUUGUGCAAGUUCUUUCCGCCUGCGCUCGUCGAGGCCAGGUGGUGCGAGCCUAGGGACUACGUGAGGGAGGAGGAGCGCGCGGAGAACGAGCCUGCUGAUGUCUCGGGGGAUGUUAUUGAUGGGGCAGAGGUCGAGUCGUCUCAUGGCUCACCUGGGAAGCCGGGUUUGAAGGAUAGCACGGCUGAGAAGAGCCUGGCCUAGGGCAUUAGCAAAGAGACUCUGCUUUGUCAUUAGAGUCGACGAUAACUAUCAUUAUAUUUAACGUAACGAGCAUAAGUUCAAUAAGCCCCA
This is a messenger RNA of Pyricularia grisea, 1773 nucleotides long. RefSeq lists its product as uncharacterized. Gene Ontology annotation, cellular component: plasma membrane. Bases 1 to 1683 code for a protein of 560 amino acids. The transcript is spliced from 2 exons. Gene Ontology annotation, molecular function: nucleobase transmembrane transporter activity. The record is from RefSeq and is a predicted model, not a curated record. Gene Ontology annotation, biological process: nucleobase transport; transmembrane transport. NCBI's taxonomy places the organism in Eukaryota, Fungi, Ascomycota, Sordariomycetes, Magnaporthales, Pyriculariaceae.